UGCUGCUGCUGCCGCUGCCGCGGCCGCACAGCUCCACGCGCUGAGGACGCCCCAGCACCCGGGACCCUGCAGCUGCUGCUGCUGCUGCCGCUGCCCCCGCCGCCGCCGCCGCAGUCCGUGCCGCUGCCAGGAGCCCCGGAGCUGGCCAAGGCAGGGGACUGAGCCACAGCCGCCUUCGCCGCAGCUCCUGCCCCCCGCCCCCCCAACAGCCCCAACACCCCCACUGCAAAUCCUCCAGCUGCUGCAGCCGCCCCCUCGGGGGGUACUUAAGGGAAGGGAGGGGGGUGGGGGAACAAUCCGUGGUGUUUAGGACUUUUAAAGGGGGGGUGUUGUUUAUGCACUCCCCCCCCCCAAGAAAAACAAAAGGAAGGGGGGUGACUUUUCCUCUCUCUCUCUCUUUCUCUCUCGCUCUCCCUUCACCUCCCAGUCUCCUGAAUGAGGAGAACUCGGAUGUCCGGUUUCCUGUGAGGGUUUUUACCUGACAAGCUCCGACUUUCCCUAGCAGUUACUUGGAGAGCAACUUGAAAAAAGUUUGGAGCCCCCGCGCAACGGAUCCGCCACCGCUGCCGCCUCUUGUCCGUCCCCCAGGCUUUUUACUGGCUGAAUAUCGGGGGCAAGGAAAACCAGGAGCGCUCACCAUUGCAGGGGCACCCAAGCCCCCACCCCCUGCCCCCCCGUAAACGCACUAGUCUCCCCCACCCCUUCCCCACCCCGCCCCAACCCCCCAAGGAGCCUGUUCACCAUGCACUUGCUGGGAUUAUUCUCCCUGGUCUGCUCCCUGAUCGCUGCAGCUCUGCUCCUGGGACCUCGGGCGCCCGCCGCAGCUGCGGCUUAUGAGUCGGGACAGGGCUAUUACGAGGAAGAACCGGAUCUGGGGGAGGCAAAGGAUAAUGCAAGCAGAGAUCUGGAAGAGCAGUUGCGGUCUGUGUCCAGUGUGGAUGAACUUAUGACAGUCCUUUAUCCAGAAUAUUGGAAAAUGUUCAAAUGUCAGUUGAGGAAAGGGGGCUGGCAGCAAAAUGGGGAGCACCCCAGUCCUGAUACAACGAGUGAAGAGAAUGUCAAAUUUGCUGCAGCACAUUAUAAUGCAGAGAUCUUGAAAAGUAUUGAUAAUGAGUGGAGAAAGACUCAGUGCAUGCCACGUGAGGUGUGUAUAGAUGUGGGGAAAGAGUUUGGAGCAGCAACAAACACCUUCUUUAAACCUCCAUGUGUAUCCAUCUACAGAUGUGGGGGUUGCUGCAACAGUGAGGGACUGCAGUGUAUGAACACCAGCACAAGUUACCUCAGCAAGACGUUGUUUGAAAUUACAGUGCCUCUUUCCCAUGGCCCCAAGCCAGUCACAAUCAGUUUUGCCAAUCACACCUCCUGCCGAUGCAUGUCUAAAUUGGAUGUUUAUAGACAAGUUCAUUCGAUCAUUAGACGUUCCCUGCCAGCGACACAGUCACAGUGUCAUGCAACAAACAAGACUUGCCCAAAAAAUCAUAUCUGGAACAAUCACAUCUGCAGAUGCCUGGCUCAGCAAGAUUUCAUUUUCUCCUCCAGUGCUGCAGACAGUGAUACUUCAGAUGGAUUCCAUGAUAUCUGUGGACCCAACAAAGAAUUGGAUGAAGAAACCUGUCAGUGUGUAUGCAAAGGAGGACUUCGGCCUUCAAGCUGUGGACCCCACAAAGAACUAGACAGAAAUUCCUGCCAGUGUGUGUGUAAAAACAAACUUCUACCCAGCUCAUGUGGAGCCAACAAAGAAUUUGAUGAAAACACAUGUCAGUGUGUAUGCAAGAAAAGCUGUCCCAGGCAUCUGCCUCUAAAUCCUGGAAAGUGUACCUGUGAAUGUACAGAAUCUCCAAGUAGAUGUUUAUCAAAAGGAAAGAAGUUUCGGCAACAGAACUGCAGUUGUUACAGACUACCAUGUCUGGGUAAAGUGAAGCGUUGUGAGCCAAGAUUUUCAUUCAGUGAAGAAGUAUGUCGUUGUGUCCCUUCACAUUGGAAAAGACCACAUAUGAACUAAGGAAACAGCAUCAUUUGCCAGUUGAGCAUACAGUUUUUCCAUGAUGAAAAUCAGACUAUAUAGCUAUCAUUUGGAACUCUUAAUAGAGACCUUUCUGGGGCCAUGAUAAAGACACAACUGAUUUUUCCUGAGCAAUGCAGAUGGAACUCACUUGCAAUAAAGAACUCAUCUAAGGACCCAUUUUCUGCCAAUGACCAAACAGCCUAGGUUUUUUUCUCCUUUGUGAUUUUUAAAAAAAGAUAAUGACUAUAUAAUUUAUUUCCACUAAAAAUAUUGUGCAGCAUUCCUGUUUAUGGCAAUAACAAUUGUUAAAGCUCACUGUGAUCAAUAUUUUUAUA
Messenger RNA from Dromiciops gliroides (monito del monte), 2340 nucleotides. It is a transcript of the gene VEGFC, whose product is annotated as vascular endothelial growth factor C. The record is from RefSeq and is a predicted model, not a curated record. Gene Ontology annotation, cellular component: membrane. Gene Ontology annotation, biological process: positive regulation of mast cell chemotaxis; positive regulation of angiogenesis; vascular endothelial growth factor signaling pathway. Gene Ontology annotation, molecular function: vascular endothelial growth factor receptor 3 binding; growth factor activity; chemoattractant activity. NCBI's taxonomy places the organism in Eukaryota, Metazoa, Chordata, Mammalia, Microbiotheria, Microbiotheriidae. The coding region runs from base 743 to 2002 and encodes 419 amino acids. The transcript has 7 exons.